Messenger RNA from Aspergillus calidoustus, 1947 nucleotides. The record is from the annotation of a GenBank genome assembly. Lineage: Eukaryota; Fungi; Ascomycota; Eurotiomycetes; Eurotiales; Aspergillaceae.
AUGUCCACUCAGUCCUUGAGCUCGCUGCUCCAAAGAGCGUCCAUUGACGACCACGAAGAAGUCCUGCGCUCGUGUGAUGCCGCCUUAGCCAAGUCUAGCUCCGAUCUUCAAGCGCAGCAUGUCAAAGUCGUCGCUUUGCUAAAACUCGACCGUUACGAGGAUUGUCUACGUGUUUUCGAGGAUGGCGGGGAUAACCUGAAGAAAAGGGCUGCUCUGGAAUACGGUUAUGCUCUUUACAAAUCCGGUCAACCUGAGGAAGCUAUCGACGUAGUUUCUGACUUGGUGAAUGACCGCGGCGCACGUCACUUGGAAGCACAGGCUAGUUACAGGGCCGAGAAAUUUCGUCGCACAGCCGAACUGUACGGAGAACUCGCUCGUGAUCCUGCAUCAGUUUCCAGCGAGGAGCACGACUUGCGAAUCAAUUCCUGGGCCACGGAUGCCCAACUGCAAUGGAAAGGCCACCCCGAGUUAGUGCGACACACCAGACCAACAAGGGAUGAUUUGGAAGCGUUCGAGACCGUUUACAAUGCCGCCUGUCUAAGCAUUGCGAAAGGGGAGUUUGACCAGGCGGGAAUGCUGUUGAAGCGUGCCAAAGAACUAUGCCGUACUUCUGAAGACCUCACACCAGAGGAUAGAGAUGCCGAACUACUUCCGAUUGCUGUGCAACAGCUUUAUGUUCUGAUAUGUCAAGGAAAGUCUGGGGAGGCCGAGUCCAUCCUAGAAGAGAUUUCCAUACAGGAAAUUCCCGAAUUAUCUACGAGAAGAAUCGGUCAGAACAAUGUGGCCAUUGCUCGCGGAACCGUGGCAAACCCUUACGCAUUAUAUAAGACCCUUCACGAAAUCCCCAAUUCCACUGACAACGACAAGCUGUUCAACUAUCAGAAUACUAUUAUAACAGGAAAUCUGCACGCAGUGGAUCUUCUUGUUCAUAAAUACGAUGGUAUCAUCCGAUCCACAUCGAAGGCCCUCUCUUCAGCGCCGUAUCCGUCUACGGAAGCGGCCACAAAUCUUCUGUCAGUUUACAACGUUGCAGCGCAUGCCAAGGGUGAGACCGGGACGUCGGCACUCAAAGCAAUUCUCUCGGCAGUAGAUCGGCGACCGAAAGACCUUGGCUUGGUUCUCACUGCCGUACAACUCUACGUGAGUCUGGGCAAUACCACCUCUGCAAUAGCCACGCUGGAGAAGUCACUUCAACUCCUUGAAGAGUCUAUUUCCGAGCAAGACAAGGAAACACGUUUCAACCCGGGCCUUCUAAGCGUUCUUAUUGCCCUAUACAAACGUGAAGGCCGGAGAACUCAGAUCAGAGCUGAAAUGGCAAAGGCCGCAGUGUUUUGGAAAGAACAGGCCACUCAUCCAACGUCAUUGCUCCGUGCAGCCGGGGCGUCUCUACUGCACUCCACGCUUGCAUCUGACUCUGCCCAGGCUGCAGAUCUGUUCAAGUCUCUGUACCAAAAUACUCCGGAUGACCUGUUUGCUGUUGCUGGAUAUGUGGCGUCUCACGCAGCCAUUGAUUACUCUCAGGUUGAAGCGCAGGCUAAAUACCUCCCUCCGGUUGAGGACCUGAUUUCCGAUAUCGACGUCGCGUCACUUGAGGCGGCAGGUGUCUCGCCUUCUUCAUCCACCGCCGCCGCCACCGCCGCAGCUAUCGCAGGAGCGAGGAAGCGGACGGCGGACAACAAGGAACGUACGGUGAAGCGAAUCCGAAAGUCUCGCCUGCCCAAGGACUACGACCCGAGCAAGGCAGCCGACCCAGAGCGCUGGCUCCCGCUCCGUGACCGUUCGACAUAUCGACCAAGGGGCCGAAAGGGCAAGCAGCGGGCUGCUGAACGGACACAGGGUGGAGUUGUUACGGAUAGAUCCGAAGAGACCACACCGUCUGGGGCUCAACAGCAGAAACCCCAAGGUGGAGGAGCUAGUUCGAAGAAAAAGAAGAAGGGAAAGCGGUAG